Molecule: messenger RNA, 2104 nt
Organism: Puntigrus tetrazona (Sumatra barb)
Lineage: Eukaryota; Metazoa; Chordata; Actinopteri; Cypriniformes; Cyprinidae
Gene: kcnk20
Product: potassium channel subfamily K member 13
Exons: 2
Coding region: 592-1941 (449 amino acids)
Biological process (GO): potassium ion transmembrane transport; stabilization of membrane potential
Cellular component (GO): membrane
Molecular function (GO): potassium ion leak channel activity
Source: RefSeq, a predicted model, not a curated record
UUGCGUGAAGUGGUAUAUCUACACAGACUUUCAUGCUGGACUAAAUUAGCAGAAAUAUUACACUGUUAUGCAAUUGCUUUUAAAGGUUAAAAUAGCACAUUGUGCCGUAUUGUACCAAAUAUUAAAUUCUUGGACCAUGUUACUUAUAAAAAAAAUAUAUAUUAUGGAAGCCGCUUCUUUCAAGCUAGACAGUUAAGUGUAUUAAUUAAGUUAUUGAUGAAUUAAUUAGCCGAGGCUUUCUAUUAAAGAGGCGGCCCGUCUUUAGUUUAGACACUCUGGUGAAGGUUCACAGAAAACGUCCCGCAGAUGUGAACCUACAAGCUCUUCUCUAAAACUUCAGGCACAUCGAAGCCAUGCCGUGUGUGACAGUAAUGACUGCAGGGCAAUAAAGCACAAUUAUGUGAAGUGUACAUAAGCUGCGGAGAGGACCAGGAUGAUCGUGUUUGGCUUUGACUUUGCUUAGCAGCCAGCGCAGCAUUAUCUGAAGAGGCUUCUGAAUCUGAACUGUUCGUGGAUCGAUACCUACAGCGUCAUAAUAGAGAUAGAUGUGAAAAAAAAAUAAAUUGAGGUUUGUAUUGUUGUCUGAAAGUAAUGCAACCAAAGACCUGCUGGCUGUGUCAUCUAUUUACUUUUUAUUUCUCGAUAUUAAUGGUGCAGUCAGAUUGUUCUGGUAGGUCCAGGAAAGGCUGCGGCUGCAUUUGGUCUCAUAUCAACGUAGAGUUCGCCCGAAUAUUCCUGUUGUGGUUUGGGAUUGUCUUUUACGCCUUAUUUGGGGCUGCUGUCUUCUCGGCCCUCGAGAGACCUUCGGAACUGGAGGCUCACUGCAGAUGGAACAGACAGCUGGCCGAAUUUGUUCAGGAUCACCGGGUUCCCUCGGAGGACUUGCGUGAGCUGCUGGGACAUUAUGAGGAGGCCGUUGCCGCCGGGAUUCGGAUGGAAGCACGGAGACCUCGAUGGGACUUCUCAGGAGCUUUUUACUUUGUGGCAACCGUAGCCAGCACUAUUGGUUUCGGGAUGGCAGCACCUGCUACACUCAAUGGAAAAAUCUUCCUUAUCUUCUAUGGGCUGAUAGGCUGCGCAGCCACCAUCCUGUUCUUCAACCUCUUUCUGGAGCGCAUGAUAACGCUGAUUACAUUCCUCACAAACAGAUGUCGAAAGCAAAAACAAAAAACUAAGCCGAGUAAAAGACGCAUUGUCUCCAAUUUGAACACACAACUGGAACACGGAGAUGAGCGGGAGGGCUGGAAACCUUCUGUUUACUACGUAACCCUCAUUUUGGCCACGGUUGCGAUUCUGGUGAACUGCGGAGCAUCGGGUCUGUACUCGGCCAUGGAGGAUUGGAGCUAUCUAGAGUCCAUGUACUUCUGCUUCGUGGCUUUCAGCACCAUGGGUUUCGGGGACAUGGUGAGCGGACAGAAGGCCCACUAUGAAACGCGCUGGGCCUACCAGGUAGCCAACUCUUUAAUGAUCAUCCUCGGGGUGAGCUGCACCUACUCUCUUUUCAGUGUCACCGCCAUCGUCAUCAAACAGAUGUUGAACUGGAUUUUGGCCAAGCUGUUCGGUCUGCAUUGCUGUCGGUCGCGGGGCUGCCGCUCCCUCACAAGUGUGAAAGUCAAAGAACCGGCCAAUCAGCAGACCCAGAACGCGAGCGGCCAUCGCGGCGCCCGUCACGCGGUCAAGGCCCGUCUCCCCUCCGAGAGCAAGCGGAAGUGCGCCAGCACUGCAGUGGAAACCGUGUGCCAGAGCCUGGACACAGCAAAUCGUGGCCCAAGCUUUGAAAACGAAAUCAGGGAUCCGUGCAAACUUUCAAAGGAUGAUGCAGAGAAAGAAGUUUUCAGCGCUGUCAGCAAGAACCGUCACCUCAGUCAUCAUCGUAAUGCGCGGGAGGAUGUGAGAAUAGUUGCAGGUGUCAAGUCAUCAGCAGAACAGGAAAAACAUUAAUGCCAAGCAAGUUUUGUAAAACAGUAAUGCUUUUUUUUGUUCGUUUGGCCACAAUAUCCCCACAAUGCACUAUUGUUUUGAAAUGAAAUAAUCCAUCAUGACAAUGACAUUUGAAAAAGCUUCCAUUUAUUGUUAGUGUGUAAAAUAUAUUUUCUAUUUAAAA